AUGACACGCCACGGAAAGAACAACACCGCUUCGUCAUUUUAUUCUGCUGCGGAACGCGCCAAAGAUGCGAAAGCCAGCGGGUUCGGCACCCUUCACGCUCGUCUGACUGCAGAUUCAAUCAAGGAUUUCGACUGCUGCUCAUUGACGCUUCAGCCUUGCAGGCACCCCGUCAUCUCGCCAGAGAGCCAUAUCUUUGAUCGAGAGGCCAUGAUCGAAUAUUUCCUGGCACAGAAAAAGAAGAUCAACAAGUUGACGAAAAGCUGGGAGCGUCAGAUGGAAUUGGAAGGUGAAGCGAUGAAAAAGCAAGAAGAAGAGAAGCAAGUGGAGCGAGUUAAGCGACUGGAAGCAGCGACUGGUCUACCCGCACAGGAGAGUCUCAGAGUAGCAGAAACUUCGCGG
This is a messenger RNA of Mesorhabditis spiculigera, 399 nucleotides long. The record is from the annotation of a GenBank genome assembly. NCBI's taxonomy places the organism in Eukaryota, Metazoa, Nematoda, Chromadorea, Rhabditida, Rhabditidae.